AUGCCCCUUCAGAUUCCACAUGCACAUCCGAACACAGCCCUGCAUCUCUACCGGCACAUUCUACGAGAAGCCACUUACCUACCCCCUCUUGCGCGCCCAUGGACUUUCGAACACGUCAAAUCCCGAUUUCGCCAUUGCCAACAUGCUGAGCAUCCCGAACGUUACAUGAAAGUCGCCCACCGUCAAUUGCGAUUCUUGCGUGCCGCAAACGCCGGCCAUGUCGACCGCAUGCUGCGCAUCUGUCUCCUGGCCACUGGCCGUAUAGGAAAACGAAGACGGCAGCUUUCUGGCGCGUAUCUGUCAAAGUCAGCCCCCGAGGAUCUGACGGCACUGGAGAACGGCCACCACGCAUCGAAUAACCCUAUGCGCGCGCUAUCGUUGGCGGCAUGGGGACAGCCUGCGGACAGCAAGCCCAGCAACAAUAAACCCCAGAAGCAUCACAUGCCGCCCACGGCCGAGUCCUCUUGGAUGUACAAGUGGGAUCUGGAGAAGGUCAGGCUCCUGGCCGAGUCCCAGUACGAACGUCAGGAGAGCACGAGCGAUUGGGUCAAGAACAAUAAAGUACGACGGACUGUUGAUCCCAGAACCUCUGUUGUUAAGGAAAACUGCUGGGGCUCAGAUCUCAAGCCGACACAGAUGACCAACAAGCUUCAAAAACACUGGACUAGUGUCCUUGCCUCACUCAUGCCGCCACUGCCACAGGGAGAAUGGGAUGCGUUGAAGGCCUUGGCAAGUGGCGAUGCCCCUGGGACUACGUGGACAAUUCCUCCUAGGAGACCCGUGGCGGUGUCAUUCAAAACCAACAACUCUUUAUCAGCAGCGCGCCCUGGCAUGGCAAGUUGGGACUGGGAGCAGUAUGCUACCACGCCGAUCAGAAAGCUUGAGAGAAAGAACUCGAGGCGGAUUAAGGCACUUUCAGGAAGUCCCAAAGGACAAUCUCAUCAUGACGAGCCGCCGAUAGGAGUACGGGCCUUCAAGCCGAGAUCACUCAAGCGUGGCAUCUACAGUAUGGUUUGGCAGGCAUCUCCCGUCGUGAAAGAGAAACCCAGAGGGGCCAAACCAAAAUGGUCGAUCACUUGGGGGGCACCUGUGCAGCCUGCGCCGUCAAAACCACGAUCGUCAGACAUGAAAGUCUUCCAGGGUAUCGAUAACAACGGCAAACUUAUUAUUUCAUAA
Messenger RNA from Truncatella angustata, 1176 nucleotides. RefSeq lists its product as uncharacterized. The transcript has a single exon. The record is from RefSeq and is a predicted model, not a curated record. NCBI's taxonomy places the organism in Eukaryota, Fungi, Ascomycota, Sordariomycetes, Amphisphaeriales, Sporocadaceae. Bases 1 to 1176 code for a protein of 391 amino acids.